Messenger RNA from Cynara cardunculus var. scolymus (artichoke), 1117 nucleotides. Its product is annotated as putative kinase-like protein TMKL1. The transcript is spliced from 2 exons. The coding region runs from base 32 to 1099 and encodes 355 amino acids. Gene Ontology annotation, molecular function: ATP binding; protein kinase activity. The record is from RefSeq and is a predicted model, not a curated record. Lineage: Eukaryota; Viridiplantae; Streptophyta; Magnoliopsida; Asterales; Asteraceae. Gene Ontology annotation, biological process: protein phosphorylation.
CACAAAUUUCUUCACUUCUUUAAGCACACACAUGGAGGCCACACACAAGCUGAUGCUAAUUCUGGCAUUAUCCUCUUCUUUCACUUUGUUCAUCACUACUGUAGCCUUGAUUUCAUGUAUCUGCAGAAGAAAAGGGUGUUCAAAAGAUGAAUCUUGGAAUAAAGAAGCAAACUUUGAAGUUAAAGAAAUGGAGAUGAAAGGAGGGGAGUUGAUCAAGUUUGAAGGUGGUGAAGAUCUCACUUGUUUUGAUAUACUGGAUGCUCCUGGUGAAGUGAUUGGUAAAUCUAGCUAUGGAACUUUGUACAGAGCUAAUUUGGUGACAAGUGAUUCAGUUGUGGUGUUGAGAUUCUUGAGACCAGCAUGCACCACUGACAAGGUACAAGAUAUGAUGCAUGUGGUACAACUUAUAGGCUCAAUUAGGCAUCCUAAUUUGGUGCCUCUUUGUGGGUUUUAUGUUGGUCCCAGAGGUGAAAAGCUUCUGGUUCAUCCCUUCUACAGGAGAGGAAAUCUUGCUCAAUUCAUUAGAGAUGGAAAUGGUGGGUCUCAGAAAUGGAGUGUGAUUUAUAGGAUAUCAAUUGGCAUUGCUAGAGGAUUAGAUCAUCUCCACACAGGUCUUCAAAAGCCAAUUAUCCAUGGAAAUCUGAAAUCAAAGAACAUACUUUUAGGCAGAAAUCAACAGCCGUAUGUGUCCGAUUUUGGUCUACAUCUGCUCUUGAAUCCAUGUACAGCACAAGAAAUGGUCGAAGAAGUUGCUGUUGAAGGUUACAAGCCACCUGAAAUGGUUAGAAUGAAUGAUACCAGUGUUGAAAACGAUAUCUUCAACUUUGGAGUGAUCUUACUUGAAUUACUUACCGGAAAAGAGCCGAUGAACAAUGAGAAAGCAGACUCUGAUCAAGAUUUCCAUUCAAAUGCAAUCUUGGAUCACCCGAUAUCGGAUUUCUACCAUCAUGACAGUCCAGUUGAUGAAGAACAAAUUCGGAAGCUGUCUCAGCUUGCAAUGGUUUGCUGUUCACCAUCACCUUCUCUCAGACCCAACAUAAAACACAUCUGCAAGAAGCUACAAGAAAUUGGAUCAUAUGGACCAAAUCCUCGACAAUAACCGUUAAAUCUUGCUCAA